This is a messenger RNA of Magallana angulata, 2057 nucleotides long. Its product is annotated as leucine-rich repeat-containing protein 1-like. The coding region runs from base 174 to 1901 and encodes 575 amino acids. The record is from RefSeq and is a predicted model, not a curated record. The transcript has 2 exons. Gene Ontology annotation, molecular function: protein binding. NCBI's taxonomy places the organism in Eukaryota, Metazoa, Mollusca, Bivalvia, Ostreida, Ostreidae.
GUCUAUACGAUAGAACUCCUGAGGGGAGAAUAUGCUGAAAAAUUCAUGUUGAGGUCAAGGUGUGAACGUGCGGUGGGAUACAGGGAUCAAUACAUCUACAUAUUCCAAGGAAGCAAACUGUGUGUUGUUAUCCUGCAAGAAGACAGCUGGGACAGGGCAGGGCCUAGAACAGCAUGUCUAAGCUUCCAUCCAGAUUCAGUACGUGGAACACAGUAACCACAAAAACUGGACCUUAUCGGAAGAAAGAUGGCAGUGUUGUGUAUAGAACGAAGCGACCGUUGGCAAGACCCCGCCAUUCGGCUCGAUCUCAGCAGCCAACGCGAUACCCAGUAGCCAAAAACCAAAAGGGUCUUCUGGAGCUAAAGCUCUGUCAUUAUCAUUUGAUUGAAUUUCCAAAAGACGUCUUAAACUUUACUGGUCUUCAACACCUCGACUUAUCACAUAACGUUAUUCAAGAAAUACCGGGAGCUAUUGGACGAAUGCGAAGGCUAAAAGUUCUGCAUCUCCAUGAUAACAAAAUCAGUCGUCUGCCAGAAACCUUAUCCAAUUGUAUUCACUUAGAGGACAUCAACUUGACCAAAAACGAACUAUCCUCUCUUCCUCAAAACAUCGGCGCAUUAAAAUCAUUGCAAACGUUUCGUCUUGGUGAAAACAGAUUUGAAAGUCUGCCACACGAUAUCAGUCUCCUUGGUAACCUGAAAUACCUCGAUGUUCACGGCAACCAUUUGUGGUACUUGCCGUUUGCGCUGUCGCUCUUGGGGAAGCUGCAUUAUUUGAACCUCGCAGACAACAAAUUCGAGCAUCUUCCACUCCCAGUCUGCCACAUAACCUCUCUUAAAGCCCUUCAGCUACGAGGUAAUGGUCUUGCUAACCUACCACCUGAUUUCGACUCUCUUAAACAGCUAAGAGAAGUAAAUCUGAGCUUCAAUAAGCUCCAGAUGAUACCCUCCAGCAUUACUAACCUCCCAGAGCUUAAAUAUUUGAACCUCGCGGGAAAUAAAAUUCGCCACGUUUCGCACCACUUCGCCAGCUUUGCCAAAUUAAGAGUGUUGCAUCUGCAAGGUAAUGAAAUCGAACACUUUGCUGAAGGAUUCGUACACAUGCGUUAUUUGAACGUGUCAGAAAACAGACUUUACACGCUUACUGUUGGGAGAAUGAAGAAGCUGCAGCACUUAAACGCUAGCUUCAAUCAGCUGGACAACAUUCCCGCUGGACUCCUUUCGUGUCCGAAACUGGAAGAGCUCAAACUAAAUGGGAACAAAAUACAAGUGAUUCCGCAUGAAAUCAUACAACUGCAGAAACUACGGGUGCUGGACCUCGGCAAGAACGAACUAACAUGUUUUCCUCAAGUCAUCGACAAAAUGGUGAAACUAGAUUACUUUAACGUACGAGGAAACUUCAUCAAACAGAGAGAAGGAUCGCCCAAACAGGUGUGGCCUCAGAGCUUUUCAGUGAUGGUGAAAAAAGACAAGCCUUCACCACGAUCAGUCAAAACCCCCAUUCAUGUAAACCAGAAGCCCAAAAAAGCCAUGUCGGGCCACAACCAAUCAGCUCGCAAAAAGCCAAGGUACACCACACAGUCACAGCACCUUGACGAGUUGUUGCAGAAUGGUUUCUCACUCCGCCAUAUUGAAAACGGCCAUGAUUCCGUGAUGCAUCACUAUAAAAGGGAAGAGGAGUUAGGCCACCCCCACACAAGGCACAUUGUAGAGGACGGUCAGAACAGAAGGCAACAAGCAGAAAGACGGGACCAAGUGGCCACAGAGAAGACCAAACACCGACUGGAUAUACAAGAUGGCUUCAGUACAUUCAGAUCAGCAGACACAGACUUUCAACUGUUGGGAAUUUGUAAUCAGGUUGAAAUGUUGCUCAACAAACAAUUACUACAGCCAGCAAUGUAAAAUGGUAAACAAGUCAAUGGUUAUGACUGGAAAAUGUUUGCCUUGCCUGUCAUAUUUAUUGUAACUUUGCCGCAUUUCAAAGGAACAGGCAAGUGGCAUUAACUUGCAGGGCUUUGUUGGAAUUUCUAAGAACAGAUACUUGUAUAUGACAACAGU